Messenger RNA from Hyaena hyaena (striped hyena), 3198 nucleotides. RefSeq names its product ITPR interacting domain containing 1 (gene ITPRID1). The record is from RefSeq and is a predicted model, not a curated record. The transcript has 13 exons. The coding region runs from base 1 to 3117 and encodes 1038 amino acids. Lineage: Eukaryota; Metazoa; Chordata; Mammalia; Carnivora; Hyaenidae. Gene Ontology annotation, molecular function: signaling receptor binding.
AUGGCGGAGAGGUCACAUGGAUCCAGCAACUCCCAAGGAGGCCAAGAGAAAAGCAGGAGAGAGAUCCUGAGGUCCACCAAGACGGCAUGGGCUCGCCUAGAUGAGCAACUGCUGCCCGGCUCUGAGGAGGAAAGCCAGAGUCUCCCCAUCCCCAUGCUGGAAGAUUCCAAACAAGCAAGUAUUCAGCAGUGGCUGGACUCUGGAUUCUUGGGCUCCAUAAAUGAAAACUUUCAGCAAGCCAUCGACCAUACUGUUUCUGUGCGUGAACAGGGGAUGGUGUGCAUGACCGUGACGGAGUACAUGAGAUCUCUGCAUCCGUUUUCAGAAACUCCCACCCUUUCCAGAGGGACCAGUUUCAACUCUUGCCAUUCUACAGCAAGUAUACCACAAAGCAUUCCUGAAUGGCUGGAAUUUUGGGAAAAAGAUCCAGUGGAGAUUCUCUUGGAUCUGGGGUUUGGUGCAGAGGAGCCAGACAUCUGCACCCAAAUCCCAGCCAGAUUCUUGGGUUCUGGUUCAGCAGCCAGAGGAAUCAACAACCAGGUUUUUCUUGAAGCUCAAAAGCAGCGAAUGGACCUUGAGAACCCGGACCUGUAUGGUCGCUUCCGACAACUAGAGAUCCUGGACCAUGUAGCCAAUGCCUUCUCAUCUUUGCUGAAUGAUGUUAACAUCCUGCAGAACAAUGCAGAAGAGAAAGAUGGAGGGGGAAAUGUGCAAGGGACCUCAGUGAGUGAGGCCAAAGAACAUGGAAGAAGAAUGGGUGGACUUUCCAGGAGAGCUUCAAAGCAGACUAUUGGGAAGGAUGGUAGCUCAGAACUGUCAGAGUUCUUGAAGAAGAGUGGCAAAUUUUCCAUCACCUCUGCAAAAUCGGGAAAAUGUGGAGCAGAAUUACCAACUGUGACAAACCACCAAGACCAAAGUUAUUUGUGUCCUUCAUCAGAACACUUGUCUCUCCAAGCAUUCGGUGACUUGGUACCUUGUCACUCUCCCCAAGCUCUUCUGAGCAAGCAAUGGCCUCGCUCAUCCACACUGGCCAAGAGGGCUCCUCCUUCCUAUCUGUAUGAGGGGUCAGUCAAGGACAGAACUCAAAAGGUGAACUUGAUUCAAGCUAACAAGCUCAAGAGCUUCUCUCGUCUUGCAGGCCGAGUACCAGACUCCUUUGAAAUGGAAGAGGUCCAGAGCUUUGAGGAAGAGACUGGUAAUCCUCUUGACAUGACUUCAGGAUUUGCAGGUGCCACCGUGAACAGAGAAAACAGCUGCCAGUCUGACAGCAGCGGGUUCCUGGAUGAACCAGCAGAAGCACCACCCCUGCAGCUGCCUUCCUUGCCAAGCAGCCAGAGUCCUGCUGAGGAUGGAUGUGGACAGCCAAGGGAUCAGAGCCAGCAUGCAGUCUCGGCCCAGGGCUGCCAACAAGAGUCAGAGGAGUCUGAUUACAGCGGCGUGUUGAGCACAUCCUUUCCAUACCAAGGCUGGAGUAUCUUGGAAGAAAAGGCCUCAGCAUAUGUGGUGGAGAAGGAGUCUCAGUUUGAGGGUACGGAGGAGCCACCAGAGCCAUUGACCCCAGAUAUGGCCCUUUACAAGAGCCCUAGAGGAGGAGAACGCCCAGGGGAAAAGAGCCAUGUGAGGCAGCCCCCGCCCAUGCCCCAAACUGAACGUGAGACUGUGGUGGGCACAGUUACCUCCAGAUGUGACUGUCCUCUGGGGUUUGUGGUGACCCAUAUCACAAAAAUGAAGGAUGGGUUGCUGAAGCCUGAGGGGGCUGGGGAACCAUAUGUGCAAAGCCACCACCGCGAGUCCCAAAGAUCACCUGCUGCCGACAAGUUCCUUCAUGUUGCCUCCGAGGCCCCAACAGGAGCAGAAAGCAGUAAAACUUAUUCUGACACCAACAAUGUCUCACUGGUAGGAGAAAGUCCACCACAGCAUGUCCCCAAGCCCAGUAACAUCACGCCCUACACAGUUGACCUCAGUCAAAUAUCCGAAAAGUCCAUUUCCCACCAAGACAAACUGGCUGGAGAUACUCCCCAAGCAAAGCCAACAUUUAGUGCUUUGGGUCAAAUACCAUUUAUGACAGAAUCUGAGGUGGAAAACCUUCCUCCAAAUGCUGACUCAAACACCAUUAGCUCCAAGGCUGUGACAAUCCAGAUGUCCUCCAAUCUGGCAUCGGCUGCUCAGAACGCUGUGCCUUUGGGGACUGAUUCUAAAGGAACAACUUUAGAAUGCACUAUGUGUGACCCUGUGCCCACAACAGAACCAGGACUGGGGACAGAAUCAAGACAGUGCAGUGAUGUUUCCAUUCAGACCUACAUAUGUGAGCCUCGGCCCCGACAUUGCUGUACAGCCCCACGUAACGAGGCCCAGCGCCUCACCAAAUCCGUCUCUCUAGACACAGGCUUCCGUCAUAUCUACCCAGCAGGCACCUGCCACUCUGUACCUGCCCACUGCUGUGUCUGCUGUCAUCAUUGUCCCCACUGCCACUCAGCCUGUAGACACUGCCCAUGCUCGCAUAAUCACCUGGAAGCCCAGUUCAUGAAGACUUUGAAUGUCCUUCAGGACACUACAGUGAGGGAGUUGUGCUCAUGCACAGUCCAGGGGAUGGAAGCCAUGAAGAUGGUGUGCCAGCGUUUCCGGGAGCAUUUGGAGGAAAUUGAACGGCACCUUACAGGACAGCAGGCACUGUUUUACAGGGACAUGACAGAGGAGGAAAGGGAAGAGGCGGAGCAACUGCAGACUCUACGCCAGGCCCUGCGGCAGCAGGUGGAAGAGCUGGAGUUUCAGUUAGGAGACCGGGCUCAGCAAAUCAAAGACGAGAUUCUAUUGCUUGGGCUUCUCACAGAGGAACAACAUAAACAUUACACAAAUCUGCAUCACUGUAACUGGACAGAAGAAAAGAGUGGCCAGACUUCAUGUGCUAAACUCCACUCAGCCAUGGACUGCCGCAUUGCCUUUCCUCUGGACGGUAACCAGCAGGUUCCCAGCUCAAGUGUGACACACAUGGCUGCCUGUUCUCCACCCACCUGGGACAGCAACACCAGGAUGUCUCCUCCAGCUCAGGCCGAGUUGGGUCCAGUCCCUUUGUCAAAUUGUCCUAUUGGAGAAAAGGAUACAAAUGACUUCCUCUAGAUCAGAGUGGUUUUGAUGAUCUUCCUGCAAAAUAUAAGAGCACAUUCUAGCCAGACAAGGAAAUCUAAAAUUCCCCAAAAA